Molecule: messenger RNA, 537 nt
Organism: Zymoseptoria tritici IPO323
Lineage: Eukaryota; Fungi; Ascomycota; Dothideomycetes; Mycosphaerellales; Mycosphaerellaceae
Exons: 1
Coding region: 1-537 (178 amino acids)
Biological process (GO): ATP biosynthetic process; AMP biosynthetic process
Molecular function (GO): bis(5'-nucleosyl)-tetraphosphatase (asymmetrical) activity
Source: RefSeq, a predicted model, not a curated record
AUGUCCGUCCUCGCCCCCAAUGGUCGCACCAUGAACUACCCUUCAACCCACUUCGUCGAGUCCGCCGGCACCGUCCUCUUCGACCUCUCCACUCGCCAAAUCUGCCUCCUCCACCACAUCUCCUCCAAUGAAUACCUCCUUCCCAAAGGUCGUCGGAAUCUAGGCGAAAGCCGGCCCGACGCCGCCAUUCGCGAGACGCGCGAAGAGACAGGUUGGACCUGUCGCUUAUCUCGAGUGAAGAUGUGGACGAGAUGUACGCUCGCCGUGUCGGAGGAGGAAAGUCGGGUCGAGAAUGUGCCGAGACGGGUUGACGGAGUGGUGGAGCCUUUCAUGUUGACGCAGCGGAUGUUGCCGGCGGAGAAGGGGAAAGGAGUGAAGAUUAUCUGGUGGUUUGUUGGGGUGGUGGAAGAAGCGGUCGAGAGAGGCAAGGGGGAGGAGCAGUUUGAAGCGGAGCUGUUGUCAUUCGAGGCAGCAGUAGAUCGACUUACUUUUCCCGACGGACAGGGAAGUCGUUCGUCAAGCCAUCGACAUCUUUGA